Molecule: messenger RNA, 521 nt
Organism: Leptomonas pyrrhocoris
Lineage: Eukaryota; Euglenozoa; Kinetoplastea; Trypanosomatida; Trypanosomatidae
Exons: 1
Coding region: 105-521 (138 amino acids)
Source: RefSeq, a predicted model, not a curated record
AGCUUCCGUUGCAUGAACAAAGAAAGAGAUUCUGCUCACUUGUUGUGCACCACAGAAGCAGCGGAGUAUACAUACGUAAAAAAGAAUCUUCAAAAGAGCUGCCAAUGUUGAACGCUUCCGAGUUCAACGCUGUCGUGGGCAGCGCCGUGGGCAACGGUGUCAUCAUGGCGCUGGUAUUGGACGCCUCCGGCAACGCCAUCGCCACCGCCUUCAGCGGCACGGCGGCGGAGAAGGAGGUUAUAUACGCUGCCGUCGUCGCCGCCACGGCGAACAUGUGGCGUGCCUACGCGCGAAGCAGCUUGGCGACGAAUACGCUGAACCUAGAGCUAGAGACGGAAUCACUCGAGCAGAUGAUUGUGGUGUUUCCCGACAAGAAAAUAUGUGCCAUGUCGGUAGCGGAUACGGCGGUGGUCUCGCUGGUGUCGCUGGACGACGCCGUAACGGAGGGAUUCCUGAAACUCAAAACGGCUGCCCUGCAACGCAAACUGGAUCGCCUUCUCCGACCCGUCGUGGUGGAAUGA